Molecule: messenger RNA, 2125 nt
Organism: Pungitius pungitius (ninespine stickleback)
Lineage: Eukaryota; Metazoa; Chordata; Actinopteri; Perciformes; Gasterosteidae
Gene: ergic2
Product: ERGIC and golgi 2
Exons: 13
Coding region: 460-1587 (375 amino acids)
Biological process (GO): retrograde vesicle-mediated transport, Golgi to endoplasmic reticulum; endoplasmic reticulum to Golgi vesicle-mediated transport
Cellular component (GO): membrane; endoplasmic reticulum; COPII-coated ER to Golgi transport vesicle
Source: RefSeq, a predicted model, not a curated record
CACUUUUUAUUUCACUCAACGGGGUCAAAGGACACAGCUAGCUUUAGCCAGCUAACUCAGCUACUGAGAACACACCUAACCAGGUAAGGUAGCUCACGUCUCGUCUGGUGAGUGCUUGAGGUUUCACUUAGCAAAAUAAGCACUUUAGCCGCGGGAUGACCCGACGCUACAAAAUAACGACGAUAUCACCUGCGCCAACCGCCGGUAGUCAUGUUUAGCCGGCUGACUAUUUAGCUGAACAGGUCAACAUUAACGUCAACUGCUAGCUCGGUUGCUAGCAGCUGUCAUGUUCUACGUCAGCACAAACCUCAACUCUGUGUAGACGAGCGGAACGUUACACAUUUGCGCGAAGGGUCGUGCCCGAAGAAGAAUAAGAAGAAGAAAAGAGACCAGCUGGUUUGGAAACAUCCACUUUAUGAGGUAACAUCUCCUGAAGUUACGUCCCUGCCCGCUCCCACGAUGAGGAGACUGACCAAGAAAAAGGCUCUGACUCUGGUCAAGGAGUUGGACGCUUUCCCCAAAGUCCCCGAGAGCUACGUGGAGUCCACGGCCAGCGGUGGGACAGUGUCCCUGAUCGCGUUCACUCUCAUGGCUGUCCUCGCCUUCCUGGAGUUCUUUGUGUACAGAAACACGUGGAUGAACUAUGAGUACGAGGUGGACAAAGACUUCACCAGUAAACUGAGAAUAAAUGUUGACAUUACGGUGGCCAUGAGAUGCCAAUAUAUUGGAGCAGAUGUCCUGGAUCUGGCUGAGACCAUGGUUGCUUCUGAUGGCUUAAAAUAUGAACCAGUCAACUUUGAGCUCUCCCCAGAGCAAAGAUUAUGGCACAUAACACUUCUGCACAUCCAGGAGCGUCUGAGAGUGGAGCACGCUCUCCAGGAUUUACUCUUCAAGUCUGCGAUGAAAGGAGCUCCUCCCGCUCAGCCUCAAAGUGAGGACAGCCCCUCUAGCCUUCGUGCCUGCAGGAUACACGGACACCUGUAUGUCAACAAGGUGGCAGGAAAUUUCCAUGUUACUGUUGGCAAGUCCAUCCCACAUCCCAGAGGCCACGCCCAUCUAGCUGCACUUGUCAGCCAUGACACUUAUAAUUUCUCUCACCGGAUUGACCACCUGUCCUUUGGAGAAGUGAUUCCUGGGAUCAUCAACCCUCUGGACGGCACAGAGAAAGUCUCUGCUGAAUCUAACCACAUGUUUCAGUACUUCAUCACCAUUGUGCCCACCAAACUGAACACAUAUAAGGUCUCUGCAGACACAAACCAGUACUCCGUCACUGAGCAGGAACGAGUGAUAAACCAUGCUGCGGGCAGCCAUGGAGUCUCAGGAAUCUUUAUGAAAUACGAUAUCAGCUCACUGAUGGUCAAAGUCACCGAGCAGCACAUGCCUCUGUGGAAGUUUCUUGUGAGGCUCUGUGGCAUCAUUGGAGGCAUUUUCUCUACAACAGGCAUGCUCCAUGGGGUGGUAGGAUUCUUGAUUGAUGUUUUUUGCUGUCGUUUUCAAAUGGGAAUCUACAGACAUCUUAAGGAGGCUCCUCUAAAUGAAGACCAUACCAGCAACACCUUGAUUCCUACGGAGAAUGCUGCUCAAUAAUGAGACCUCCUUCAAAUCAGCCCACCACGUCUGCCUAACCCUCUAGACAGCAACGGGAUUCUGGGAACAUGUUUACAAGUUGUUUUAAUAUGCAAUACGUCCCUGUUUUGUUCAUACAUUUGUAAAUAAUUGUAUCAUUUUAUAAACAUUUUAUUGGUUAUAGGUGUUACCGUUCAUCCACGUCUGAAGGAUUAUAAUAAAUAUCUACACGCUUUCACUGGAAAUGUGCACAAGGCGGACUGAACACUAAUUGCUUUCAUCAUGUUUGUCGAUCUGACCUCCCUGAGUCACACCCACCUCUCAGGCCUGUGUGGUCGGCUUCACGCAAUUCCGCUUCUAUCAUUUGGUUGUUGGCUCUGCUCAAUUCUGAGCAAAAUAAACAGGCCUCAUCAGCUCAAAGGAACCAAAAACCUGUGCGUCUGCGAGAGGUUCCUGACGGGAAAUGUGUAACGACUCGACAGCUUUUACAUUUUUCAAAUGCGCUUGUUUGUAAAAAUGAGAAGCUGAUUUGUUCAAUAAAAUUCCUCUUCAAACUUGA